This is a messenger RNA of Porites evermanni, 1228 nucleotides long. The record is from the annotation of a GenBank genome assembly. Lineage: Eukaryota; Metazoa; Cnidaria; Anthozoa; Scleractinia; Poritidae.
GUGAGAGCCAAACAGAAAAUCAGGAAUCAGAAGCCCCGUAGCAAAUCAAGCGGUCGUGGUCACCAGCCUUUUUCCCCUUCUUUAGAAAAGGACUUAUAUGAUGAAUUCAAGACCAUGCAAAGGGAGGGUAAAGUCGUCAAACGAUGGUGGUUUAAUACUCAUAUGAUACAGUUAGUGAAAGAACGCAAUCCAGAGAAAGCAGACUUCAAAGCAUCAGAUCAUUGGUUUUUCGCCUUUUGUCGAAGGUAUGGAGUAGCUCUUCGCAGGAAAACACACACUGCCUAGAAAGCCCCAGAGCAGCUGACAAACACAGUAACGAAUGUCCAUUCAAAGUUUUGCAUGAGCGAAAAAGAGGAAAGUACGAAGAUUGUGACACUGCAAACAUGGACCAGACUCCGCUUCCUUUCGUUCUUGAUGACGGUAAGAGCUAUGAUUCAACUGGGGCAAAGGAAGUCUGGUUCUCAAAAGCCUCAUCAGGUUUAGAUAAACGCCAAUGUACAGUACGGCUCACCAUCUUCCUUGAUGGAGUCUGGCGGGUGAGGCCUACAAUCAUCUUUCGUAGACAAGGAAAGAGGAUUUCUCCUAAUGAAAAGAGAAGUUGGGAUAGCAGGGUAAAUGUGAUGUUCCAGCCCAAGGCGUGGUGCGGUGAAAACGUCAUGAAAGUUUGGGUCGAAGGUGAGUGGGGAAAUAUGUUCACAAAUCCCCCAAGAGCUAAUUUAUACAGUAAGAUUUUAGUUGCUGAUGUCCAUCGUGCUCAGCAGACAAAUGAAGUGAGACAACUCCUGCAAAGAAAGAAAACACUCUUAAUAAACAUCGGCACUGUCAAGUCAAGCCAUUAGAUGUGUCUGUCAAAAAACCCUUUAAAGAUGCGGUCAGGACUCAGUUUGAGAAACACCUCAAUGGCAAUCUCACUUUGUACACGGCAGGAAAGAUGCCAGCGUCAGAGCAAAGGGUAGUCUUGACAAGAUGGGUUGGAAACGCAUGGGAUCACAUUUGUUCUAACACGGAAAUGGUGAAGCGCUCAUUCAAGAAAUGUGGCAUUAAUGUCAACAUUGAUGGAAGUGAGAAUGCGUUAGUCCACCUCAAGGGCAUCAGUGAGUACAUGAUGCCAGAAGCAGAUGAAGAAUUCCACGUGGACACUUCCACUGAUGAGAAUGACACAUCAGAUGAGGAAAAUUUUGAACUGAUCGACGCAGAGGAAGCUGUUGAUACCGUUGAAGUGCCAUAG